Molecule: messenger RNA, 1245 nt
Organism: Cuscuta epithymum
Lineage: Eukaryota; Viridiplantae; Streptophyta; Magnoliopsida; Solanales; Convolvulaceae
Source: the annotation of a GenBank genome assembly
UUUUAAACAUAGCCCGAACUCUUCGUUUCCAUGCUCAUCUACCGAUUGAUUUUUGGGGCGAAUGUGUCUUGACUGCAUGUUAUUUGAUUAACCGGUUACCUUCGCCGGUCUUAGAGAAUAAAAGCCCUUAUGAAUUAUUGCAUAACAAAUCACCAAAAUACGACCAUCUACGCGUUUUUGGUUGCCUUUGCUAUGCACGAGCACACGGGAAUAAUGGAGAUAAAUUUGCUCAACGGGGAUUGAAAUGCAUUUUUUGGGAUAUCCUUAUUCUCAAAAGGGUUGGAAAUUAUAUGAUCUUGAAAGUCAACGUUUUUUUGUUUCGAGAGAUGUCACAUUUGUUGAGACGGAAUUUCCGUUUGCUCAAUCAAUUGUGGAGGAAGACGGCACCAGUGUGAAUUCCAAGAUUUUAGUGACACACCCACCAAAUUAUAUUGUUAGUGAUGAGGAUGGCAUGCAUGUGGGUGAUGGUAAUGGAAAUGCAUGCAUGCAUGGAGACAUGAUGACUACUCACGCACCAACAUCGUCCUUGACUAACGGUGAAGACCAUUCUGGUGAUACAGGGCAUGCUACGAAUUCAUCGACGUCCCAGGGGGAUGGCAACACUGACACAUCAACACCGCCCUUCGAGACUUCUGUACGACGGGGAACACGUCCAAAACGGCAACCGGUGUGGCAUAAAGACUACACGCAUCGUGCCUUCAUUGCAGCCAUUUCGUCCACCAAGGAACCGAGUACAUUUCGUGAGGCGGUUGGUGAUCCAAAUUGGCGGGCUGCCAUGCAACAUGAAAUUAAUGCAUUGGAACGCACCGGCACGUGGAAAAUACAAGAGCUUCCCCCUGGUAAGAUUCCUAUUUUUUGUAAAUGGGUUUAUAAAAUCAAAUACAAGAGUGAUGGCAGUAUUGAUCGCUACAAAGCCAGACUUGUAGUCUGCGGUAACCGCCAGGUACAUGGAAUCGACUAUGACGAGACCUUUGCUCCCGUUGCCAAAAUGGUUACGGUACGUACAAUUUUGGCUAUUGCUGCAUCCCGAGGAUGGGAGACACAUCAAAUGGACGUGGAUAAUGCUUUCCUGCAUGGCGAUCUUCAGGAGGAGGUAUACAUGCAUUUGCCCCCCGGUUACUCCUCCUCUAAACCGGGACAUGUGUGCAGAUUGCUACGGUCUCUCUACGGGCUUCGUCAAGCCCCACGAUGUUGGUUUUCUAAAUUGACUAACGCACUUCUCGCUUAUGGAUUUUCUCAGUCACA